This is a messenger RNA of Kickxella alabastrina, 210 nucleotides long. RefSeq lists its product as uncharacterized. NCBI's taxonomy places the organism in Eukaryota, Fungi, Kickxellomycota, Kickxellomycetes, Kickxellales, Kickxellaceae. Gene Ontology annotation, biological process: mitochondrial respiratory chain complex IV assembly. The record is from RefSeq and is a predicted model, not a curated record. The annotation marks the transcript as partial. Gene Ontology annotation, cellular component: mitochondrial inner membrane. The transcript has a single exon.
CUUCACAGGCUCACCACCAAACACCCCUUUCUCUGCGUCGGACUACCCUUUCUCUUGGCCGUAGUGGGCGGCUCCUUCGUGCUGCUGCCGUCGCAAGAGACAAAAUACGAAGUACGGGACAAGCAUGUGCAGGCUGCUCCCAUUGAGGAGCUAAAGGCUAAAAAGCCAAAGCUCACUUUGCAGGAGGAGUACUUUCGGAUGAAAACUAAG